CGCCUGCACGAGCUACGUGAGCGCCGAGCAGGAGGUGGUGCGCGGCUUCAGCUGCCCGCGGCCGGGGGGAGAGGCGGCUGCCGUCUUCUGCUGCGGCUUCCGCGACCACAAGUACUGCUGCGACGACCCGCACAGCUUCUUCCCCUACGAGCACAGCUACAUGUGGUGGCUCAGUAUUGGUGCUCUUGUGGGCCUGUCCAUAGCAGCAGUGGUCCUCCUGGCCUUCAUUGUCACCGCCUGUGUGCUUUGUUACCUGUUCAUCAGCUCAAAGCCCCACACAAAGUUGGACCCAGGCUUAAGCUUACAGUCUGCAGACCCUGAGGAGAUGCCCCCUGAUCGCCAAGGUGGAAAUACAGGCAAUUCGGUGGAGGUGCCAGGAGUGAGCCCUCCAGGGCAGAGUCACCCCUUCCUGAACCCACGGCUGGACUGCAAGGAGCAGGCUGUGGACCCCAAAUGCCUCCUCCAGCACUGCUUCAUGGCCACGGUGACCACCAGUGAUAUUCCGGGCAGCCCUGAGGAGGCCCCUGUCCCCAAUCUAAGCCCAGGUGGACCAGCCCCAUAAAUCCAAUAAAUGUCUCUAUACCA
Messenger RNA from Pteropus alecto (black flying fox), 585 nucleotides. RefSeq names its product shisa like 2A (gene SHISAL2A). The coding region runs from base 161 to 562 and encodes 133 amino acids. Lineage: Eukaryota; Metazoa; Chordata; Mammalia; Chiroptera; Pteropodidae. The transcript is spliced from 3 exons. The record is from RefSeq and is a predicted model, not a curated record.